CCUCAUGGUUCCUAGUCGGGUUCGUUACCCACUGCGCCGCGAUGGGGACUCCUAGAGUAGUAUUUUAUUCUUGGGUUAUAAUACAAUUAUGCAUUACUUGUGUUGUUCCUCAAAUUGUCCCUUAUCUGUCGGUUGCCCCUGUGCCCUCUGGCAGCGGCCACAGGUGGACGGCAGGUGGGUGCACAGAGGCAGUGGGCUAGUGGGAGGUGAGCUCAGACACAAAGGGCGAUGGCUGCUGAAUACGCAGGCGCCGUGGGCGGCAGGCAUCUGUUCCCAGUGGAAAGCCGGUGCCCAGGUGCGGUGCGUGACGAAUGCACGGGCGUUGGGGGUAGUGCGAGCCAAGGCCAGCUGGCAGGCAGCUGAAGUGGGCGGCCUGUGGGGGAACGCGCAGGCGCAGUAGGUGGCGGGUGCGUGGCCGCGAGGUGCGAAUGCGCAGGCGCAGUGUGGGCGGGCGCACCUGGAUGCGCAGGCGCAGCAAGCCAGCGGACGGUGGACGUGCUGUCGCAAGGGGCGGCGGGCGCUGAGUGCGCAAGUGCGGUGUGUCGCCGGCGCACGUGGCCCGCGGGAGCGCAGGCGCAGGCGCAGUCUUCGGCGGGCGCACGUGGUGGGCUGGGCCUCGCCGGCCUUAGCAACAUGCGGCCGUUACGCUGGCAAGUAGCGGCUGUGGCGGUCGCGGGCCUCGCGCUGGCCCUGGAGGCGCUCCCCGCACUGCUGCGCUGGCUGCGGGCCGGGCGACGGCGGCCGCUGCGCGAGGUGCUCUUCUUCCCGUCGCAGGUGACCUGCACCGAGGCCCUGCUGCGGGCCCCGGGCGCCGCACCUUCCGGCUGCCCGUGCAGCCUCCCCCACGGGGAGAGCUCGCUGAGCCGCCUCCUGCGUGCCCUGCUGGCCGCCCGCGCCAGCCUCGAGCUCUGCCUGUUCGCCUUCUCCAGCCCGCAGCUGGGCCGCGCGGUGCAGCUGCUACACCAGCGUGGGGUGCGCGUCCGCGUGAUCACCGACUGCGACUACAUGGCCCUCAACGGCUCGCAAAUCGGCCUGCUCCGCAAGGCAGGCAUCCAGGUCCGGCAUGACCAGGACCUGGGCUACAUGCACCACAAGUUCGCCAUCGUGGACAGGAAGCUGCUGAUCACCGGCUCGCUCAACUGGACCACGCAGGCCAUUCAGAACAACAGGGAGAACGUGCUGAUCCUGGAGGACGAGGAGUACGUGCGGCUCUUCCUGGCCGAGUUCGAGCGCAUCUGGGAGGAGUUUAACCCCGCCAAGUACACCUUCUUCCCGCCGCAGAAGCAGCGGAGCCGCUGAGGGCGCGGGGCGGGGCCGGGGAUGGGGCCGGCCCAUUAAAUUCUCCUCCUUUAUUUAA
Molecule: messenger RNA, 1357 nt
Organism: Phacochoerus africanus (Common warthog)
Lineage: Eukaryota; Metazoa; Chordata; Mammalia; Artiodactyla; Suidae
Gene: PLD6
Product: phospholipase D family member 6
Exons: 2
Coding region: 634-1299 (221 amino acids)
Biological process (GO): piRNA processing
Cellular component (GO): mitochondrion
Molecular function (GO): RNA endonuclease activity producing 5'-phosphomonoesters, hydrolytic mechanism
Source: RefSeq, a predicted model, not a curated record